Molecule: messenger RNA, 1811 nt
Organism: Coprinopsis cinerea okayama7#130
Lineage: Eukaryota; Fungi; Basidiomycota; Agaricomycetes; Agaricales; Psathyrellaceae
Exons: 2
Coding region: 24-1811 (595 amino acids)
Molecular function (GO): protein binding
Source: RefSeq, a predicted model, not a curated record
CUGGAUUUCUAGGCCAGUUAGAAAUGGAUCCUGUCUCAGCGGCAAGGGAUGAGCUGGAGCGCAGGAUCGCCACGUUAGAGGGUGAAGCCAAGGCUCUUGAAGACCAGGAUAUGAAGAAACGAACUCAUGCAAGUCACAUCAAGAGCCAAUUAAACUGCCUUCUUCCUAUCUUCCAACUCCCCAACGAAGUUCUGCAGCGUAUUUUCCAAAAUAUUCGAGCCGCUUGCGAACCCGCGGACUAUGGCCCAAUCAUCUCUGUCACCCUCGUCUGCCGCCAUUGGAGGGACGUUGCCACGAACCAGCGAGAGUUGUGGUCACACAUCACAGAUGAUCCACGGGAUUUCGUCCCCAUUCUCUUGGAGCGCUCAAAAUCGUCCCGGUUGACAGUGGGUCUUCGGAAUCCCCCUCCAAGAAGGCGUCCCGCUUAUCUAGCAGAGAGGGCCAUCUGGAAGGCCGUCCGUGAACGUAUUGACAGGGUGGAAUCACUUGACAUUGCGAGACCCUGGGACUUUCUGGUCGACUACGUCCAUCAUUUAUGGCCCAAAACUAUCCCAAUCCUUCAAGCCCUUUCUCUCACCAAUCUUUCCGAUACCACAUCCGCGCCCGCAGAGUCAACAGAAUUGCCAUUCCAGGAACGUGAAAGCUUGAAGAAAAUGCCACAGCUACGAAGCCUCAAACUCGUAAACUGCGGUAUCGGCUGGAACUGCCUAUUGCUACGCAAUUUGACGGUGUUCCAUAUCGCAAAUCGAGUCGCCAAUGCUGAUCGGGUGUGCCCAGCGGCGUUCCUCGAUGCUCUAGAAGGAAUGAAACAACUGGCUGAUCUCAACAUUGACAUCACCCUACCCUCCUUGCUGCACCCCAAGACGAGAAACAGGAUGGUCGCCUUGAACUGCCUUGAGUCCUUGAAGAUCACCGGUCGCUUCAACGAAUGUCAUCAAUUUUUGGAACGCAUCCUAAUCCCCGAAACAACCGUCGUGCGAGUCUGUUGCUACGAAGAGACAGACGUCGGCGUAACGGCGAACAUCUCGCUUGUACCUCAACGACUGACAGGGUCACCCUCCGCUUCGACUUCGCGCUCAUCGCCAACUACUGUCCGUUUCACGCGCCCGAAAUUGCGGAGCCUUGAAAUCUUUUCGGGUUGGGAGAUGAACGAAGAGGGUGAACCAAAGGCGGAGUAUUAUGCAUGGCCAGAGCGUAUCGAUUUCUCACUUCCACUCCCGAACAGGCAUCUAUGCUACGAGGUUCCCCAGCACUUUGGUAUGACCGGGACCUAUCCGCUCCUCCGCUCGCUUGACCUGGCCAAUAUCGUUUCCUUAUCCCUCAAAGAGUGGCGGAGCGACUUUGCAGAGAUAGGCAACGUGUUGGAUGAUUUUGAAGCAGUGGAAGACCUUUUCGUAACCGAGCCUACGAUAUUAUUCACCAUGAACGUGGUCCAGGAACACACCACCGAGGUCUUGGGAGAGAGGAACAAUGGAGUUUUCGAAACGCUUCCGAAAUUGAAGAACAUCACCUUCGGAAAACUCGUCUUCAAGAAUCCUUCGCUCUAUUGCUGCCCCCAGGCCUACGACACACGCCAACAUAUCGGAUUUCAACAGUUGUGGGAUCUUGUCGAUGGACGGGAAAAACUGGGCGCGAAGAUCGAAACGAUUCAGUUCUUGGAUUGCUGGAAUUUGUCGGUUGAGCAGGUGGAAAAGCUUAAGACGGCGGUUGGGAAGGUCAUCUGGUCAGGGACGGAGCAGUGGUUGGAGCCUAUGCUGUGCACGAAGUGUAAGGACUGUCGCCAGCGCCGCAGUGAGGGUACGAUUCAGUAG